Messenger RNA from Colletotrichum paranaense, 1320 nucleotides. Its product is annotated as HET domain-containing protein. Lineage: Eukaryota; Fungi; Ascomycota; Sordariomycetes; Glomerellales; Glomerellaceae. The record is from RefSeq and is a predicted model, not a curated record. The coding region runs from base 1 to 1320 and encodes 439 amino acids. The transcript has 2 exons.
AUGAAGCUUCUCAAUUGCUCUAGCCUACUGAUUGAGGAGUUCUCGGGGCUGUCUAUACCUGAAUCGUAUGCCAUCCUUUCCCACCGAUGGGAAGCCGAUCAUCAAGAGGCAACCUACCAAGAUUUUGGAAAGCCUGAUGUGAUAGCGCGCAAGAAAGGAUGGAAAAAGAUUCAGCAUUUCUGUCGACUUGCAUUGCAGCAAGGUUACAAAUAUGCAUGGGUUGAUACUUGUUGCAUCAACAAACAGGAUUUCACAGAGCUGACGGAAGCCAUCAAUUCGAUGUUCAAGUGGUACGCGCGAUCUUCAAUCUGCUAUGCGUACUUGUCAGAUGUGGGCAUUGACGGAGUUUCACUUCAACAUUCCCAAUGGUUCACUCGUGGAUGGACUUUGCAGGAGCUCAUCGCCCCCUCGCGAGUUGAAUUCUUCGAUAAGGACUGGAACUAUAUUGGAAGUCGAUCCGAUCUGUGCGACAUCAUCCAACAGCGCACAAACAUUGACAAGAGCAUACUCGUGGCAGGAAGCGGGAGAGUGGAAGGCCUUUUGACAACAAUACCUGUUGCCAGAAGAAUGUCUUGGGCAUCUGGGCGCAUGACCAAAAGGGAAGAAGAUUUGGCGUACUGUCUCUUGGGAGUUUUUGGAGUCAAGAUGCCGCUUCUAUCCAGCGAUCAAGGCCGCCGUCACCUCGGAAUUCUUCUCAGAGAUCAAGGUGGAAACGUCUUCCUCCGCUGGAAGACCGGCCGGCUCUGGAGUUUGGAGCACAGCGCACCGGGCAUCAAACACACGAUGUUCAUCAGCAAAUUCCUCGAGCCAGACGUGGCAGAGACGCUCGUUGGGGACAUGGACUCCAUCUACCGGAACGCCUUCUGCUUCCCGCCCACGCCGCCAGGGGUGGAGUUUGUCAAGGCCCAGCCCGACGGCAUGUGGAGCUCGUCCCGGCGCAUGUUUAUCACUCAGGGACUGGACACAUUUGACGGAUUCGUUCAGUACCGAACGUCUGGCGCGGCUGACCAGAACUUUAUCGUCGCGUGUGGUUUUACUGGCGGUGGUGCGAAUCCUUGGGUGUGUCUUGCAGCUAACAAAAAUGAGACGAAGCACAUUUUCCAAACUGCAAUGAGCGGUGAUUUGAUGAAGUUGCGCAAGCUUGGCAGCGAGCGUGGGGUUAUGAAAACGAAGAUUACGUUUGGUAUGAGUAGGCGGGUUGAGGAUAGACCGGUCGUGUUAAGCCUGGGGAUGGAGACGAGGAUGUUAGAAGGGCAACCUGUGUUUUCCAUCUUCGUAGAUCAACGAACUGAUUGGGGGGAUCUGUGCUCAGUAAUGUGA